Molecule: messenger RNA, 5212 nt
Organism: Anguilla anguilla (European eel)
Lineage: Eukaryota; Metazoa; Chordata; Actinopteri; Anguilliformes; Anguillidae
Gene: numbl
Product: NUMB like endocytic adaptor protein
Exons: 10
Coding region: 370-2352 (660 amino acids)
Source: RefSeq, a predicted model, not a curated record
UCUCUCUCUCCCUCUCUCUCUCUCUCUCUCUCCCUCUCGCGUCCUCGUCUUUGACCUCCUCCUCUUCCUCGCGUUGUGCUCUGUGACGAGGCCGAAGCAGGAGCGUCGCGGCGCGCUGAGGCGCUCUGUCGCGUGCGGACACCCCGCUGGACACCCCUCCGGACACCCCUCCGGACACCCCUCGUGUUUUUCACGUUUUCUUCCUCCUCAAAGUUCGCCUCUCAGAAAGAGGAGUGCUGCUUUUUUUUCCUCUCUCUCUCCAUCGAACCCCGAACCAGGACCGACUGGAGGUUUUUGGACGUCGCCGUCGAUGUGCGUCUCUGUUUUUUUGCUGUCGUUCUUGCUCUGAGCCAACUUUGUGCGUCCACGAUGAGUUUCGACAGUGGGGACGGCGAAGCGGUGGAGGCGAUAGAGCUGAGGUGUGUCUCGGGGGGACAGGAGGCCCGCGGAGCCACCGGCUGCCUGGAUCAGAAGGCCCCGAGCCAACGCGACCAGGACCUGGAGAUGAACAAGCUUCGGCAGAGCCUGCGCAGGAAAAAGCCCACCUAUGUGCCCGAGGCCAGCCGGCCCCACCAGUGGCAGGCCGACGAGGAGGCCGUGCGCAAGGGCAAAUGCAACUUCCCCGUCCGGUAUUUGGGCCUGGUGGAGGUGGAUGAGUCCAGGGGGAUGCACGUGUGUGAAGAGGCAGUGAAGAAGCUCAAAGUAAGCGGGAAGAAGUCGGUCAAAGCUGUGCUGUGGGUGUCAGCAGAUGGCCUGAGGGUCGUGGAUGACAAAACCAAGGACCUCAUCGUGGACCAGACCAUCGAGAAGGUGUCCUUCUGCGCGCCCGACAGGAACUAUGACAAGGCGUUCUCGUACAUCUGCCGCGACGGCACCACGCGCCGCUGGAUAUGCCACUGCUUCAUGGCCCUGAAGGACUCGGGGGAGCGCCUGAGUCACGCGGUGGGCUGCGCCUUCGCCGCCUGCCUCGAGCGGAAGCAGCGGCGGGAGAAGGAGUGCGGGGUCACCGCCUCCUUCGACGCCAGCCGCACCUCCUUCGUGCGCGAGGGGUCCUUCCGCGUCACCUCGGCCGGCCAGCAGCCCGACCGCGAGGACAUCAUGAAGCAGCUGCAGGAGAAGAAGAAAGCGGAGCCCCCGUGCGCCAUCCCCGCCAUUCCACCGGGCACCGCCUCCCCCCCGGAGGGCGCGGCCUCGCCGGUGGACCGGGCAGAGCCGGGGGGGCCCCACGCCAUCCCCCGGCGCCACGCCCCCAUCGAGCAGCUGGUGCGGCAGGGCUCCUUCCGCGGCUUCCCCGCCCUCAGCCAGAAGAACUCGCCCUUCAAGCGCCAGCUGUCCCUGCGGCUCAACGACCUGCCGUCCACCCUGCAGCGCAAGACCGACUUCCAGACCAAGAACCCCGUUCCAGAGAUGGACCUGACCGUGUCGGGCGAGGCGGACAGCAUCAACGCCCUCUGCUGCCAAAUCAACACCUCUUUCACCAAGCCCUCCGAUGACCUUUUCGCUACCGCUAAUGGCGUCCCAGCAUGCACGGCGCCGCCCGCCAUCCCUCCUCCACCCGCACCCCAGCAAGCCUCAACCUCGUGGGUGCAGGCGGAGCCAGCGGCUCAGUCCCCGCCCCCCGUGCAGAGCGGGCACAAGCGGACCCCCUCGGAGGCGGAGCGUUGGCUGGAGGAGGUGGCCAAGACUGUGAAGGCCCAGCAGCAGCAGCAGGUCCUGCCUCUAGCCCCGCCCCUCGCUCAGCCACUCCCCCAGCUGGCCCCGCCCCCCAUACCCACCCUGCCCGCCCCACCGGGGUCCCUGCCCACCUCCAUGCAGCCCUUCCCCAUGGCGUUCGACGCCACCCCCGCCCCCGUGGGCAUGUACGGGCAGCCGCCCCUGCAGCCCGCCUUCGUGCCCAUGCAGGCCUACAUGCCCGCGCUGGCCAACAGCAUGACCUACCCCAACGCCAGCGUUCCCGUGGUGGGCAUCACGCCCUCCCAGAUGGUGGCCAACGUCUUCUGCACCGCGACCAGCUCCAGCGGGGGCGGGGCCAAGGCCGGCCCCCUCGGAGGCCCCGCCCACCACGCCUUCCCCGCCCACACCGGAGGAUUCUCCACGGCCCCCUUCGCCAACCCGCCGGCCGUCAACGGGCUCCCGCCCAACCCCGUCCCCGCCGCCACGGCCAAUCAGAACGGCGCCAGCAACGGAGCCGGGUGGCCCGUGGAGGCGGCCCAGCAGCCGGCCCCGCCCACCGACUCCCAGGAGGCCGCUCGGUUUGAGGCCCAGUGGGCGGCCCUGGAGACCAAAACGCCGCCCAAGGCGCCCAACCCCUUUUCCAACGACCUGAAAAAGACCUUUGAGAUCGAGCUUUAACUGGGCCACGCUGUCCCCUGGGGCGGGCUCGACCAACUGUGAUGCAGAUACACAAAAACUCAACCACUCCCCCUCUCCCAGUACCAUUAUUUCUCUUCUUGAUUUUCUGUUUCCUGGGAGAACCACACCCCUACCCCCCCAGCUUCACUGAUAAAGGUAAAAGAUGGAGCUCCCCCCCCCUCCCAAAAAAAAAAAAAUGGGACACCAUGAAAGAAGAGAACUAGGGUGGGUUUGGGGGGGAGGUCUUCUGGCUAUAAUCGGUCUUGGUUGCCAGGUCUGUAUGUCCCGACCCCUCAGACUAUCAGUUUACAAACCUGUUAGCAGAGCUUGAAAAGCUGGAGGAUUCAAAGUCAGUCAAGUCAGUAAAAAAAACAGGAAAAUGAAAAAAGAGAGAGAGGGAUUUCAGAGAGACCUGAGGAUUCCCACUGCCUACCACAACAACACUCGAAAAUGACAUCACCUGACAGAGGGGGAUCAGAAGAGGACUGGACUUGGUCUCUUAUAUUUAACCAAUAAAAAGUAUCCGGAGGGACAUUAUAUCUAUUUUGUUUGAUUUUAUCCGUUACCUUUUUAAAUCAGAUUUUAAUCACCAAAAAUAUUUAAGGUAGAUUUUACUUCCCUGUGUGAAUAAGAUUUUAUUUAUGUUUGUAUACAUGGAAGGAAGUCCAGAAAUGCCAGCUGUAAUUUGUCAGUAGUUUUGAAUGGAGAACUGACUCACCAAAUGAGACUGCUUAAUUAUAGCCUUAUGGACAAAGCUGUGAGCCGUAGCACAUGGGAGUGUAAAUAGCAUGUUUUCUUUCCCCUAUUUAUUGCCCUGUGUGUGACCGUCAAUUGCUGUUCAGCCUAAAAUGAGUCAAUGCUCCAUCAUUACAGACGCCUCCAUUUGUCCCCAUGACAACCAGCGCCCUGUUUCCGGAGCAGAGGUGCGUGAACAUUCCAGAACGUUCCAGCUGAGCAGACGUGCGCGGCACGUUUUUUGGGCCGGGGGAUGUAGAAAGAUUCCCGAGAUUCCGAGUCUGGAAUCGGAUCUGAAGCCGAAGUCAAGUCUUGUGUAUUCCGUCCAAGUACGUUGCUGGGCUGGGCUGGGCUGGGCUGGUGUGGGGGUGCAAGUUUGGGUACGGAAGAGCGUUGGUUUGGGCACAGAGGGCGACAGGCACAGACCUUCAUGUGAGGCACGAGUGGGGUUUCGCUGAAGAAGGAGAGGCGUGAUUGGAACCGGAGGGCGGGGCCGGGAACUGUAGCCGUGUUUGUGAAUGAGGUGUCCUUUAGCACCUGUGUUUCCGCCAGUGCGAUACUCUGACAAAGCAGAGCAUUUUUGCGGGUGUUGUUGAAUCACUGUGAGAGCAGCUGGCUCUUCUAUGGGUAGUUCUGAGAAGUGGAGCGCGCUGCAUCGAAGAGAGAACCUGAGCAAGCAGGCCUUAGAUUACUGAGGGGGGAAGAGAAGGUUUAGGGAGGGGCCAGAGAAAGGUGCGGAUUCAUCCGGACGGAGAGGAAGAAACGAGGGGAGGGACGUGCAUGUGGACGGAGAUGAAAGGAGGAAACGGAUAGAGAGAGGAGCAGGUGAGAGGGAAAAAGCAGGAAGACGUGGGUUACAGGAAGAGAAAAAAAGGAUUUACCAUUUCUUUCCAUUAGUUUAUGCAGGAAUGAGGUUUUUUGGGCUCGGGGUUCCAGGGGACAGGUACGUAGAUGAGGGCGUGUCCACAUGCGCAGGUGUGACGGAAGUACCUGCUUGGGGUGAAUAUGAUAAUUGCUUGUGCCGCGCUGUGCUUCUUCAAUGGCUUAAUUUGGGGAUUUCUGCCAGACGGCAGUUGUUGCGACCAAUAGCGUGAGUAAUCUCAAGGUAUAAGGUGGAUGGGGGUGUCCUGAAGGGUGAGGUCAGCUCUGUGGUACUUUAAUUUUUGCUACGGUCUCACCUCAAGUUCAGAACAGUGUGUGAGGACUGUAGAGCUGUGAGGGGCAAGGCUGCGAGCCAAACCGAUUUUUAAAAGGUACUUUGUGUGCGGUUUGUGAUGGAAAUGAAAAUGGAUUCCUUCAAGGAAGUGAAGAUCAGGUACUGUGCAUUUUAAGGCUUAUUCCCUGGCAUUUCACUCCCAGAGUGACUGAGGCUUGAUUCUGGAAAGAGAAUGGUUCUGUGUUGCAUGUAACUAAAAAAAAAAAACAGGAAAGAUAAUUGUAAAAAAAAAAAAAAAAAAAAAAAGAAGGAACUGAAGUCACACCUGAGUGAGAAAAUGAAAGGCCUCUAGUUCUCAGAGCGCAGGAGCAUUUUGAAUACAUGCAAAAAUACAUGCAAAUGGAGCUGCCACCUUCCAGUGAAUUUACAGUCCUGUCUUCAGACAGCAUUCUUACAGUCCGUGGAGACUGUUGUGAAAGCCAGCGGACAGAGCGAUCGCGUCUCAAAACAACCCACGUCUUCCUGGAAUUCCUUGGGUACUCAGACUCUCAUAUGCACCACAAUCCUUGGCUUCCCUGUGUCUGUCUGUCCAUUUCCUAGAAAGAAAUGAAACAUUUGCAGGGGAACCAUUUUGCUAUCGGAAAAUAUUUUUUACCACAACCCCCUCCCCCCUCCUUCCCCCCACCAAAAUGGAAAAAUAGUCACUGUUUAAUUUACAUUUCAUGUCCCUAAUCCCUCUUUCCAGGCCCCUUCUAAAAUAAAAUUGAAAAAAGUAAGUUCAUUAUGUUCAUGGCAAAACAAGAAAACUAAAUUACCUCAUAUACUUGAUUGUAACUGUAGUGUAGUGAUAACAAACCAGUGAAGCUUAUUUUUAACCUUUAUUUACAGAAUUUUGUAUCUAAACCUACAUAUUUGUAUUGUAAUUACAUUGUACAAAGAUAAAUAAAUAAUAUAAUGUUAAAAUGUUAA